Messenger RNA from Asterias rubens (European starfish), 5282 nucleotides. RefSeq names its product general transcription and DNA repair factor IIH helicase subunit XPB-like. Bases 81 to 2459 code for a protein of 792 amino acids. Gene Ontology annotation, molecular function: 3'-5' DNA helicase activity; ATP binding; hydrolase activity. Gene Ontology annotation, cellular component: transcription preinitiation complex; transcription factor TFIIH holo complex; nucleotide-excision repair factor 3 complex. NCBI's taxonomy places the organism in Eukaryota, Metazoa, Echinodermata, Asteroidea, Forcipulatida, Asteriidae. The transcript is spliced from 18 exons. The record is from RefSeq and is a predicted model, not a curated record. Gene Ontology annotation, biological process: nucleotide-excision repair; transcription initiation at RNA polymerase II promoter.
GUGUGUGUAACACAAAAAUAUUGACAGUGCCUUGCGCAAGUGGUAACCAGUGGUGGUGCGACAAAUGGCUGCCCUCUGAAAUGGGGAAAAGAGACAGAAAAAAUGGAGACGGACAGAAGAGUAAAAGCAAGAAGGCUAAAUUCACACAGGUUGAUCAGGAUGAAGACUCUCAAGGAGCUGACGGUGUGACCGAAUUACCUGGGAGUGCGUCUAGAGUAGUGGAGGACAAAACAGAAGAAGACGAGUACGGCGCUAAGGACUACCGAAAAAACCUGCAGCUUAAACUAGACCACAAAUCAAGACCGUUAUGGCUAGCUCCAGACGGACACAUCUUCUUGGAAUCGUUUUCCCCUGUCUACAAACACGCCCACGACUUCUUGAUCGCGAUCUCAGAGCCGGUGUGUCGACCCGAGCACAUCCAUGAGUACAAGCUGACUGCCUACUCGCUCUACGCUGCCGUCUCUGUCGGUUUGCAGACCAAUGACAUCAUCGAGUAUCUCCGCCGGCUCAGCAAGACCUCCAUACCGGACGGUAUCAUUGAAUAUAUCAAGUUGUGUACACUCAGCUAUGGCAAGUUGAAGUUGGUUCUCAAACACAACCGCUACUUUGUGGAAAGCACACAACCAGAUGUUCUACAGAAAUUAUUAAAAGACCCGGUUGUACAGCAGUGUCGUCGGAGAGAGGAUCUUGAUGAUGAGGGACAGGAGAAGAGCGAAGGCUUUCUGGUCUCCAAGUUAUCCGGACAGUCGGCUUUGAAGCUCAAUCAACCUAACUCCAACUCCAGUAGUACGGCGGGCCCGUCGUCCGGCCCAGACGGCGGUGACCAGAAUGGGGACAAGGCGGAGAUCCCGUCAGAUAUUUUCAACUUCUACGAGAAGAUCGACCGUGAGGAUGAGGAGGGGGAGGAGCUUCAAACUGUUUCCUUCGAGGUCCAGCAAGAAGAGAUCGAGACCUUACAACGACGGUGUAUCGAGUUGGAUUAUCCACUUCUAGCUGAAUAUGACUUCCGAAAUGACACUCACAAUCCCGACUUAAGUAUUGACUUGAAACCAACCACAGUUUUACGACCAUACCAGGAAAAGAGCCUCCGUAAGAUGUUCGGAAACGGACGGGCAAGGUCGGGGGUCAUUGUGCUCCCGUGUGGUGCCGGUAAGACAUUAGUCGGGGUGACCGCAGCUUGUACAGUGCGUAAGCGUUGCUUGGUACUCUGUACGUCUGGGGUCGCUGUGGAGCAGUGGAGGUCACAGUUCAAGAUGUGGUCAACAGUGGAUGACUCCAUGGUGUGUCGCUUCACAUCAGAUGCUAAGGACAAGCCAAUGGGAUGUAAUAUUUGCAUCAGCACGUACUCUAUGGUGGCACAUUCAACCAAGAGAUCGUGGGAGGCUGAGCAGGUCAUGAAAUGGCUACGUGAUCAGGAGUGGGGUCUCAUGCUGUUGGAUGAGGUGCACACAAUCCCCGCAAAACAGUUCCGCCGCGUUCUGACGGUGGUUCAGGCCCACUGCAAGCUCGGCCUGACCGCAACCCUUGUGCGGGAAGACGACAAAAUUGCGGAUCUGAACUUCCUGAUAGGGCCCAAGCUCUACGAGGCCAACUGGAUGGAAUUGCAGAGGAUGAACUUCAUCGCCAGGGUGCAGUGCGCCGAGGUCUGGUGCCCGAUGACACCUGAGUUCUACCGAGAGUAUUUGGGCCUCCGUUCAAGGAAAAGGCUGCUAUUAUAUGUGAUGAAUCCAAACAAGUUCCGUGCCUGCCAGUUCCUGGUGCGUUUCCACGAGCAACGAAACGACAAAGUCAUUGUUUUCUCAGACAAUGUGUUCGCUCUCAAGCAUUACGCUAUUGCUAUGGAUAAACCAUACAUCUAUGGACCCACCAGCCAGGGAGAGAGGCUGCAGAUUCUACAAAACUUUCAACACAAUCCUCUCGUCAACACCAUCUUCAUCUCAAAGGUUGGUGAUAACUCCUUUGACUUGCCAGAAGCCAAUGUCUUGAUCCAGAUCUCCUCUCAUGGAGGCUCCAGGAGGCAAGAGGCCCAGAGAUUGGGACGAAUCCUCAGAGCCAAGAAAGGUGCAGCAGCUGAAGAGUACAAUGCAUUCUUCUACACUCUAGUCUCCCAAGACACUCAGGAGGUGUACUACUCUUUAAAGAGACAACGCUUCCUCGUCAAUCAGGGAUACAGCUUCAAAGUCAUCACUAAACUAGCUGGCAUGGAUGAGAGCAACCUGAAGUACAGCAAGAAGCAAGAGCAGCAGCAGUUGCUGCAGCAGGUGCUGUUAGCUUCAGACAUCGACGCCGAGGAAGAAAAGAUCCCCGGUGACAGCGCCAAGGGUUCCUCACAGUACGUACGCCGUGUUGGGAACAUGAGCUCCAUGUCCGGUGCAGACGACCAGGUUUACAUUGAAUACCAAAGCAGUAAAUCUAAGAAGAACCUAUCUCAUCAUCCACUCUUCAAGAAGUUUAGGUAGUACACUAACAGCGUCCCAAACCAAUAGUGCAUUCUGCUCUACCAACCAGGCUCCUAUAAUGGACAACCCCAGCCCAAAUACAUCGUUUUGGUCAGUUAAGGGUUAACCCUGUUUCCGCUGCAGGAGUAGGUGGCAACGUGCCUCUGCUGCCAAUAAGUUAAGUGUAGCUCUCACCUUGAAGUGGCCAUCCGGCCUUCAAGAUGAUUAUCUUUUUGGGGGGUUUUCAUUGGAGCUAAAAAAAAAUAGGGUGCAUUCCAGUUAAUGCAGACAUAGGUUCAGAUUCACUAAAUAAGUAAGAUUUGAAAGUUUGCAUGGUGGGAAUGCAAACCUGGUGAGGUUUGCAAAAAAAAACUGUUUCGGGUGAACUUGCCAGUGGUUGAUCACUGGCCAUUGACCAAAACAGUUAUUGGUUACGACCAUGAAACCCACCCAUUGUACUGGUCUAGUAGAAAUAGCACCAUCUACCAGCGGGUAGAAUUUAACUCUAUAAAACUGAAUCAAAUGAACACUUUAAAAGGUUUAAAUACACCAAAAUAUUUAUUGCUUCAAUGAUUUUGUUGUUAACUAGUGUACAUUUUGUAUAUAAAUUAUAAAACUCAAGAAUCACUGCACCAUAGUUAGACACAAGAAACAAACCGACAACUUGUGAAAAUUAACGUUUCCUCAGUUACCAAAAUGUCAAAAAGGUCAUAGAUUAGGGUCAUAGAAGUUAUCACUAAAGCGCUAGUGAAAUACGGAAAAGUAUAGUGCUUCUGCGUCCCAUAUCCAUCGAGGCCGAAGGCCAAAUUGGAUAUGGGACGCAGACGCGCCAUUUUUGUUCAUAUUCCGCGAGUGCCCCUAAAGGGUGAAUAUGCAACAUUUUAAGGAGAGACAAUAAUUGUCACCUGAGAAAGUUUCAGUGAAAUACAUUGUCUACUUUUUGACAAAACAGCUCAACAGUUUGGUAUUUUCAUGAAGUAUGCUCAUAUUUUAUAGCAAGGUAUUAGCAAGUACCAACCACAUCUCUCCGAAUUUCCAAAACUUGCCUCUCUUGUAGGUGAAAUACUUUGACAUACUUUUAUUGAGUCUUAUUAUUAUUGGGGCCAUUUCAUUAAUUUAGCAGGAUGCUUACUACCACUACCAUCUUUAUUAAAAGCAAGCUUUCGGAUAGAAAUUACACAAUUUGUUUACCGUAUAUUGUGAACGCAGGGUGUAGAUGUUUACAAUCGAAAGAAUAAGUUUUGUAAAAUAAUAAACAAGUUACUAUUUUCAAACUACAAACCUUGUGAAUGAUUCUGAUUAUUAAAACAAGUGUACUGCCGACCAGCUGGGACCAAGUUUCUUAGAGCUGCUUAAGAAUGCUUUUAUUUUGCCAUUUUGACACAAAAAUAUGAGUACUUUUUAUUUUAUAGAUUGGAGAAAUUUAUAAGCUUCAUAAAAAAAGUAUUUAAUGAAGAAAAAUCUGCUAAUGAUAAAAAAACAAAUAAAAAUUUAAUUGUUGUUUGAAUUCCGACACUAUCUCAUCAGCCUGUCCUGUUUUAAGCGGAAAAUAUUGAAGAACAAAUUUAUAAGCAGGAAACUUGUCACAAACAGUAAACCUUCACAAUUUCAGAAAGCUUUUAAAGGAACACGUUGCCUUGAAUCAGUCGAGUUGGUCUUUGAAAAGCCAGACUAUUACUGCUUAGAAAACUUGCAUAGUGCUUUAAAACAUAAUAAUAGGGAGACCGCCACAAAUACAGACUAUUCAUUUAAGGUUUAUCCUUAUACUCGUUGCCCUCCAGUAUAAGAGACCACAGCGGCCAGUAAAUGGCUUGUACAAAAAUGACAUUAGCUGUCGAAGUAUCUGACCUACUUCCAAUCAACCAAAAAGGUCAAUGUAAAGGUCAAUUAUCUGAAUUGAAAACCAGAUUUAUGUUUUGUAUAAUUAUUUUGAGAAAUUUUUACCCACAUUUUUUUUUUCUGAAAGAGGUCUGGGCGUACGGUGAUGACCAUAGAGAAAUGAAUGGUUGUUUAAAGGGAUUGCACAUGUAUCUGUUUGGUAAUUGGAACCAACUGAUAGUUUCAAUCCUAUAUUAGAUAUUACAGGCCUGCUUCGUUUUUGAAAAGGCAAGGGCACCAAGGCAUUUUCACCUUGGUAAAGGGCAACUUAUGAGGAAUUGUAAAAUUCUACUGGAGCAUUUCAAAGGCACCAAGGCAAUGACCAUGCUGCCUCCGUGGAGUAUCAGGCCUAAUAUUAUACCAUAAAACUAAUCUAUGGAAAUUUUGUGGUUACAUUUUUGUACUCGCAUGAUUUACAAAAUGGUUAAAACUGGUGAACACUACUUAAAUGCUUCAUAUAUAUCUAUGAAAACAAAAUCAUUUCUAUAAAAUGUUUAUAAAUAACUACUUUACUUUUAUAGUAUCUCUUCGUCCCAUGCUGAAUACUGGACUUUUUCCAAGCAUGACUGAGAAAACCUUAAUCGAAUUUCGUUUCAUUUCAUAAAGAUCAUAUCACAUUAUUUGAAUGGACCUUCAAUUUUGUUUCGUUAAUUUUAUACAAUAAUUUGAGUUGUCACAAGAUUUAAACCAUUGUGCAUAUCUUUGGGAAGAUGAACUGAUUAUGAUAUGAGGUUGAACAACUAUGGAAAGCCAUAAAUGCAAAGCAAAAAAAAAUUGCCACAGUUUGGAACAAUGAGAAACAAUUUGUUGGAAUUUGUUGGAAACAAAGCAACCAAUCAUUGUUGAUCAUUUAUUUAAUUGAAAGUUUGCGUAAAAAGUUGAAUUGGUACGACCCUGCUAACACAAUUGAACGUUUUGCUAACAUUUGACCGUCCAUGCCAACCAGCACGGUUUGUUUAACAACAG